CAGCAGUUGCAAGUUCCGCUGUUUUUAUUUUGUUUGUUAUACUCUAGCUGCAUUUCAAUUAUGAAUUAGCAAUUUUCCGCAAUAUUAUAUUUUUAAAAUUAAUUUGCUUGUUGAAAUUAAAAAAUAGAAUGAGUGAUUUUAUUUAUUACUGCUUUCUAAUUCCUAUCACUUUUCCAGUCGUUAUGUUUUUCAUCUUUUUUGCUUGGAUGGGGUUUCAACUGUUUAUAAAUAACUGAAUUAUGGUAAACGAAUAAAAAAGAGAAAAUUUAAAUUUAUCACUCGAUAAUGGCUACUUCGGUGUCAUUUGAAAACUUACCACAUCUUUCGGUGGGUUCAAUAACAAGGAUGCUAAAUGAAGAACUAGUUGAUCGAGCAAUCUUACAAAUACUUGGCUACAAAAGAGUACCUGGUUCUAAUUCCAAUCGUUUUAGACUUCUGUUGAACGAUGGUGAAACGUUAUUUCCAUUUGCCUUACUUGCAACGCAAUUGAAUCAUUUGAUUGAAAUGAAGAAACUCGAAAAAUUUACGAUUUUAAAGCUGAAUAAAUAUGUUUGUCAUCCUAUUGUAUCAAACAAAAAAGUUAUUAUAUGCCUUGAAGUUGAGCCUCUUAUACCAGGAUCAGUUGUCAACUAUCAGAUUUUUGCAACCCAAGAAACUACUUCUGUUGAAGAUACUGAAAAUGCAUGUAAGGCGGAAAGUAUUCAAAAUAUUUUACCUGUAGUUGACAACUAUCAUUCACCUAAAAAAAAUUCUUCAACUAUUCAUAAUAUUAUUUUAAAUUCUAUUACUAAUCAACCAAGUAUAUCUAAUGCUUCAUUAAAUUCUGAACAUUCUUCAAAAAACAAUGUUAUAUAUGUGAAUAAUCAAUCUAAUAAUUCUAGUUUUAACCACAAUUGGGAUACCCAAGCCUCCACAAAUGCUGGAAAUGCAAACCAGUCGAAUAUAAUACCUAUUGCAAGUUUAUCACCAUAUCAAAAUAAGUGGACUAUUAAAGCCCGAAUUAUUUAUAAAACAUCUAUUAAAAGUUAUAAUAAUGCCAAAGGUUCUGGAAAAUUUUUUUCUUUUUAUUUAUUAGAUGAAACUGGUGAAAUAAGAGUCACUGCCUUUAAUGACUUAGCAGAAUCAUUAUUGAUUUUUCUGGUGUUAAAUAAUGUGUAUUAUGUUUCUAAUGCUAAAGUGCAGCGAGCAAAAGAUAACUCUGCUGUAAAAAACGAUUUUGAAAUUGUAGUGAAUACUAAUACAAAUAUUGAACUAGCAAGUGAUAUAUCUUCAGUACCAUGCAUGAAAUUUGAUUUUGUGCCUAUUUCCCAAAUACAUCUGCUUCCAAAAGAUUCUUAUGUUGAUAUAAUUGGUGUGUGUUGUUAUGUUUCAGAAAUGACUACUAUUGUUACAAAAACAAAUAAGGAAGUAUAUAAACUUGACUUGCUGUUAUUAGAUUUUGACAAACAACCCAUGACACUUUCUUUAUGGGGUUCUGAUGCUGAAGACUAUAAAUGUGGGGAUAAUCAUGUAAUAGUUGUCCGAAGAGCCAAAGUGACAAGUUUCAAAGGCUGUUCUUUAACUGUUUCACCUGAUAGUAUGUUUUUCAUUGAUCCACCUAUAAAAGAAGCAUCUGCUCUAAAGUCGUGGUACGAACAUUUAGGUGAUACGUUUGAUAUUAAAUUAGGUACUUCUGAUGCUUUUAAGGAAUGGAAUUCUCAACCAUGGAAGAUUUGUUCAGAAAUCAAUGCUAUAAAUUUUGAAGAUUCAGAUCGAGCAGAGUAUUUUACCAUCAAAGCUACUAUAACAGAAGUGCAAAAAGAAAAAUGCAUGUACCAAUCUUGUCCAAUAUCAGAUUGUUACAAAAAAGUUGUUGAUCUUGGCAAUGGUUUUUAUAAAUGUGCAAAGUGUGAUAAAGAAUAUGAUUCAUUUAAAUGGUUGCUUUUACUGUCUUUUAAUUUAGCAGAUUUUUCUGAUAGCUUAUGGGCAGUAGCUUUCAGAGAAAUUGCUGAAAUAAUCAUAGGAUAUAAAGUUGAUUUUCUAAGCAAUGCAAAAGAGCAUGAUGAAAAUAAGUAUUUAAAUAUCUUAUCCAAUUUGCAUUUCCAGUCAUUUAUAUUCAAAUUACGCUCCAAAAUGGAGAUUUUCAAUGAAACUUCUCGUUUAAAAACUACUGUUCUAGAUGCUAGACCUGUUGAUCCUAUAUUUCAUGCAAGAAGGUUAUUGCAUGAUAUUAAUCGAAUGGAAAAAAUUCUAAGAGUGAAUUAAUUACAAAGUAAUUGAAAUAAAAUAAUUAUAAAUUAAUAUAUAUAUUUACAGUGUAAAGUAAAUUUUCUUACACUUGACUUUCUAGAUCUGUAUUUUAAUGUUUUUUUUUCUUUUUAAAUGCUUUUAAAUUACUUGUACCACAAAAUUAGAAGACUACUAAAUUAAUUUUUUUUUCUCAAUAAAAGUGGAAUUUUUUAUGUAAUGAAAUUUUGGUUAAACUUUAUUAGUAUAUUUUAAACAAGACCAGAAUAAAACUAAUGAAGCAGGUUUUUUUUCCCUGAAAGACCUUAUUCUACACCUUAAACAAUGUCAUAGAUCUAUUAUUACCAAUUUUUA
This is a messenger RNA of Argiope bruennichi, 2580 nucleotides long. RefSeq names its product replication protein A 70 kDa DNA-binding subunit-like. Gene Ontology annotation, cellular component: nucleus. The record is from RefSeq and is a predicted model, not a curated record. NCBI's taxonomy places the organism in Eukaryota, Metazoa, Arthropoda, Arachnida, Araneae, Araneidae. Gene Ontology annotation, biological process: DNA repair; DNA recombination; DNA replication. Bases 286 to 2244 code for a protein of 652 amino acids. Gene Ontology annotation, molecular function: DNA binding. The transcript has a single exon.